Molecule: messenger RNA, 3777 nt
Organism: Meriones unguiculatus (Mongolian gerbil)
Lineage: Eukaryota; Metazoa; Chordata; Mammalia; Rodentia; Muridae
Gene: Cldn12
Product: claudin 12
Exons: 4
Coding region: 333-1067 (244 amino acids)
Cellular component (GO): plasma membrane
Source: RefSeq, a predicted model, not a curated record
CGGGCAGCCAAGCUAUCCCUGAGCAGGGCCAAGGGAGAGCCUGACUGGCUUCCUGAAGCCUCCCGGCGGCUGCACCAGAACGCACUUCCGCGGCCUCGGAGGGGACACAGGGGCUGCUCCGUCCGAGUGGGCGAGCGGGAUGCCCGGGCCGUGAGGAACCGGCCCAGAUUAUCUCUACUUUGUGUGCAGAUGUGUUCCUGUUUCAUCUAAGGUCGAUAAGCUGAUUUUGGAGGAUCAGGUACGCUAAAGGGAAUCAGUGGCACAGGGAAGGCUGUUUGGAGAGAUAGUAAUUACUUUGAAAUUUCCUACCACACUGCGCCAGCCCUCCGGCCAUGGGCUGCCGAGAUGUCCACGCAGCCACAGUCCUCUCCUUCCUGUGUGGUAUUGCCUCUGUAGCAGGCCUCUUUGCUGGGACUAUGCUUCCCAACUGGAGGAAAUUGCGGCUGAUCACAUUCAACAGAAAUGAGAAGAACCUGACUAUUUACACAGGCCUCUGGGUGAAAUGUGCCCGGUACGACGGAAGCAGCGACUGCCUGAUGUACGACCGCACCUGGUACUUAUCCGUUGACCAGCUGGAUCUGCGUGUCCUCCAGUUUGCCCUGCCCCUCAGCAUCGUAAUUGCAAUGGGUGCCUUGCUGCUCUGCCUGAUUGGAAUGUGUAACACGGCCUUCAAGUCCUCGGUGCCUAACAUCAAACUGGCCAAGUGUUUGGUCAAUAGUGCAGGCUGCCACCUGGUGGCUGGACUCCUGUUUUUCCUGGCAGGUACUGUGAGCCUCUCUCCAUCCAUCUGGGUCUUCUUCUAUAACACUCACCUCAACAAGAAGUUUGAGCCAGUCUUUACCUUUGACUAUGCAGUGUUUGUCACUAUUGCUAGCUCAGGGGGUCUGUUUAUGACUGCUCUUCUCCUGUUUAUUUGGUACUGUGCAUGCAAAUCUUUGUCCUCUCCCUUCUGGCAGCCACUGUACUCCCAUCCUCCCAGUAUGCACACUUACUCACAGCCCUAUUCUUCACGUUCCCGCCUCUCUGCCAUUGAAAUUGACAUUCCAGUAGUUUCACAUAGCACUUAACGGAAUAUAAUUAACUGUUAGAAGUAUGUCUCGUAGCCUCACUGUACCCUGCAUAAAGAGCCUUUUUGGACCUGUGUACAAUUUUCUUUUGUUACUGGCUAGUUAGUGGAGCCAAAUUUGUUAUACCUUGGUAGAAUGAAAUGCUGCUAGAUUUUAUGAGCUACUAUAGUACAGUCUUGUAAAUGUGAAACAUUCCUUUUAUCUUGCUUUUAAUACUAGACGGGUCUUUAGCCUCCUUGUUGAUGUCUGAUCAAUUGCUUAAGUGAAAGGACCUGUGAUAACAAGUGAGGCAAUGAAAACAGCAUAUAAAGAACAGUGCUCUUGCGUUUGAUCCUUAAAAUAUUUCAGAUUGUACAUUGUCUCUGAUGAUGUAAACUGAAGUGUGCAGUUUCAAAUACAGGAAGUUUUAGUUAGAUAAAGAUAGUAGUUUAUCUUCAGAACUCUACCAGCUUGAGGGUAUAAUUUUGUUCUCUCUUGGGACGAAUUGAAUAGGUAUUCUAAUACUGAAGAUUAGUAUCUUCUACCUCAUUUUAGUGAAAAGUAAAAUGCAUUUUAAAUGAUGACAGAGUAAGGCUGACAUUGAAAUAUGGUUAACAUUUAACUUCUUUCUUGGUUUUCAGACAGGGUCUUGCGGUGUAUCCCUGGCUGGUCUAGAACUUACUCUGUAGACCAGGCUGCCCUCAAACUUUCUGCCAUUUUCCUGUCUGCCUCCUGAGCACUGAUUACAGGCAUGCCCAACUACAUCUAGCACACUGUAAUUUUUAGGUACUGAUUGUAUUGUUAAAAUGUGUCAAGUGACAGUUGCUUCAUCUGAAACAAGAAUUUCUUUGCAGAUACCUAUCAGUCAGGUAGUGCUCAUGCCCUGUACAAGCUCUUGGUGGCUUAGACAAAUGAAUAAAAGGUUGUUGGAGCCAAAUGGUUGUCUUUUAGACACAAAUGGUAGGGCACAGGAGUCUGUUUUUCAGUGACAGCACAAAAGAUUCAUUUGGUGGCUGCUAUUUGAGUAGCAGCUUUACUGUGUUCAAUUCCUGCUUCAUCAUUGAUUACUUGCUUCUAACACUGCCUAACACUUGACAAAGUUCUGUAGAGGAAGGAUACACAAACAGGAGAUGUAGCCUUGUCUGUGUAGAAGUUUCACUCUAAUGCAGAAGACCAAACUGACACCUGACAACCAGUGAAAAGUGUGACUUUAUGGCAGCUGGUGAACUUGUCAAGCAUUGACACAGGAAUGUAUUUCAGGUGAGUCGUGUCUUUCUGACAGAGCCGAUGGUACACUACCAGCAAUAGCCUGGACACUAGAAAUUCACUUAGUUGGGUCUCCUCGCUAAGCUUGCAAGCUAUAAUCACAGUCUCAGAUCAUGAGAAUGGGCAAGAUAGGAGAGAUUAAAUUGUACCCUUUCUACCUCUGAAAUUAAGGUGACACAGUAAAGAGGGACACGUUUUAAAAUGUCUCCUCUUACGUGAUAUCAAAUGGAUGAAAUCAUGUCAAUACUAAAGUCACACUUUGACAUUGAAGGAUGUUGGGUCUUAACUCUUAGGGAUUUGAGCUGCUUAUUAAUUGGUAUAAUAGUACUUACUAUUACUAACAUGUUUAUAAGGACUGUGGUAUAUUAUGGUUAUAGAUUUCUACAAGCGGCUGAUUUUAUGGUAAACAGUUUAUGAUGCCUCUUUUGCAAAUCUAUUUCCAUAGAGAUAUGUAGUAUGUUUCCCUAAGUUCAACACUACUUUAUGUAGGCAAGCAAAUCCAGUUGUAUAAUUUUUAAAUGCUGUCAAUACAAAGCAUGCACAUCUAUGGUUUAUUAUUAUUAUAGCUUCUAAUCUUUCCCACCUCCGGUUCUUCUCAUCUUAGAUAAAACUGAGUGCUGGUCAUUCCAAGACAAUGGCAGCUGGAAUUUUGAGAUAUAAUGUUAAGUUUUUCCCCUUUGUUAGUUAAUCUUAGUUCUUCCCUCACUAAACUGUUUUCAGAAGGGUUAAGAAUUCCACCAUCCCUUGAUGUUAGUAUAAAAAGUGGGGCCAGGUGUGGCUUUUGACUUUAAACUCAGCAUUCGGAAGGCAGAGACACGUGCAUCUCUGUGGACAUCCUGGUCUCUCUAGCAAGUUUCAGGCUGGUCAGGGCUACACAGUGAGACCCUUUCUUAAAGAAAAAUUAAGAAAAAAAAAUUUAAAAAGUAGCCUCAGCAAUGAGAGUACUAAAUAAUUUUUAGCUCACAGAAUUUUAACUACAAACAUUAAGCUCUCUUAUGAGAAGCUUUUGGCAUUAUCAUCUACAGCCUCCAAUUAGUAUUUAUUAUGAAUUCACUCAGGAAGAGAAACAGCUGUUUCUAUAUUAUCUUUUUAGUUUUCCAGAUACGCCAUAAAUAACUAUUUUUUUAAAGCCAUCAAAGGAAAGCAUGUAUUUACAGUCCUUUGGAGUCACUUGAAUAUUCCUGGGGCUGUUACUGAGAAGGGGUGGAUAACUUCUUUUGUUGCUAAAAAGCUGUUAGUUUUAAAGCCCUUCGAAGGAGCCAGUUUGGCAAACAACCUUAAAUGUGAGAUGGUGCACCAGAUGUGUACUACCCAGCUUUGGGAGAAGAAUAAAUCUAAGAUCCUGAGUUCACUCUGCUUGUACAUAUGCCUUAUGAUGGAUAGUGUGUGCUCUAAACCACAAGGUUAAAAACCUCGGUGGGUGUGCUGUCCUGCCUCAUGUUUAUUAAAAGAUGUAUUUUUACAA